Thermothelomyces thermophilus ATCC 42464 is the source of this 2099-nucleotide messenger RNA. RefSeq lists its product as uncharacterized. Lineage: Eukaryota; Fungi; Ascomycota; Sordariomycetes; Sordariales; Chaetomiaceae. The record is from RefSeq and is a predicted model, not a curated record. Gene Ontology annotation, cellular component: cytoplasm; eukaryotic translation initiation factor 3 complex. Gene Ontology annotation, biological process: cytoplasmic translational initiation. The coding region runs from base 1 to 1677 and encodes 558 amino acids. Gene Ontology annotation, molecular function: translation initiation factor activity. The transcript has 2 exons.
AUGGCGACGAAUGCGGGGCACGGAAAUUCUGCUAGUCGAGGCGCAGACGAGGCCACAGCAGCAGCAGAGGGCAAGGGCACAGAGAAACCCAAGCCUCCGGUCCGUUCAUCGCUCCCACCGGGCCCUCGUACCCCCUACGACUUCCACGACGCCUGGUCUCCUCCGGCUAUUCCCAAGAAGCCGAUCGACAGCCAGGACUCGCCCAUCUCCGACUCGGAGGCGGAACCCGACCUCGAACCCGUUUCGUAUCGGACACCCUCGCCCGUCAGCUACAAUCGGUGGAUUGACGCCUACCACAACAAACAUACCCAGGACGUUCUCAAGGGCGCGACAGACUAUCUUGAAUUCUACGGCACAAAGAAACCUCGAGUGACCGGGCUCGUUAUCAGCAAGAUGGCGACUCCUCAGUUGAUUUUCGUCGACGGCACGUUCGCCGAGCUGGCGCAGGAAUUGGCCGACUACAUUCAAAUCGGCGAGCAGGUGAAGCCGUAUCUGGCCAAGGAGCAGAACGAGGAGGCGCUGCAGCUCAUUGUUCAGGCAUCGCACGUUCUCAAUUCCGUCCCGGAGAAAGAUUUUACCGGCGCCUACAAUCUCCUCAUUCACCUCGUCCUGCAGUCCAAGGAUCCCAAGAAGCAUCUGCCCACCGUGUGCGGCAACCUCCAGAAGCCCAUCACAUCGUCGCCAGCCCACGGUUUCACCCUCGCUGCCAAUGCCCUCAGCACGGUUUUCAACCUUCUUGAGCAGAACAACCCGCUGCGGUUCAACGUCAUGCUCCAGAUCGUUCGUUUCAUCCGGCAGCACGGCCAGUUUGAGCUCCUCAAGCCGCGGUUAAAGAACCUGGAAGGCUGGUUCACCGCGUGGGACACGGAUGAGGACGACCAGCGGAGGCUUUAUGUCGAGGUGUCGGAUGCCGCCGCCGAGGCUGGCGACGACGAGGAGUCGUAUCACUACCUCAUCAAGGCGCUCGGCACCUUCGACCGCGACGAUCAGGAGGAAAUCACCUCGGAAGAAGCCCAGAAACUCUCUCUGAAGGCUGUCCGCAUGGCCAUCACGCACCCGACGCGGUUCGACUUCCAAGACCUGCGUGCUCUCCCUAGCGUACAAGCGCUUGGCGAUUCGCACCCCGUCUACUCGCAGUUGCUCGACAUCCUCACGGAGCAGGACCUGGAGGAUUACAACGACUUCAAGGACGAGCACGAGGGCUGGAUCGAGAAGGAGAAGCUCGACAACGAGAAGCUGCAGCGCAAGAUGCGCCUGCUCACCUUCGCGAGCCUGGCUGCCAGCACACCCAACCGCGAGAUCCCGUACUCGAGCAUUGCCAAGGCGCUGCAGAUCCCCCUGGAGGACGUCGAGAUGUGGACGAUCGAUGUGGUCCGGGCCAAGCUGGUCGAGGGCAGGUUGUCGCAGCAGCAGAAGGUCUUCCUGGUGCACCGCACCACCUACCGCGUGUUCGGCGAGAAGCAGUGGCGCGAGCUGGCCACCAGGGUCGAUCAGUACAAGUCGAUCGUCGACCACCUGCUGGCCGUCCUGCGCAAGGGUCAGGCCGACGUGGAGAGCCAGCGGGAGCGCGAGCAGCAGGAGCUCGAGCGGAAGCUUGCGAAUGCCGGCAUCAGCGGUGGCCACGGCGGCGAUCGUCGUCGCCAACAGCAGAAGCCGCGCACCGAUGAGGAUGACUGAACGAACUAGACCCGGGAGACAACGGACGGGAUCAUUGCACUUUUUUGCUUGGUUUUGGUACUGGAGUUGGAACCAAAAGGGCAAGAAGGUAGACAUUCGGGGUGCUCAUUUAUUUCGCAAUCAUGGAAAGAUAUCCAGGGGGGCACCUCUCUUCGCUGACUAGCUUGGGUCUUGCGCAACUGGGGCGGAUGGGCAAUGGAAACAUGACUUUGCAGGCAAACUGUGUGGAUUACACUAAAGCAUCUGGGGACAUCUUGUGCCUCCCUCCUCUACUUGGGACAUGGCACUACUUUGCUGCUACUGAUUAUUACAGUAGAGUGGUCAAAGGUUUUACAAAAAAAAAGGAGACAAAAGUAGAGCAAUCGGUUCGCUCCAAUCGUACAAAGGGAAUGACGCCCGGCAUCCCGCGAAAUCUCUCUGCC